Messenger RNA from Capsella rubella, 1923 nucleotides. Its product is annotated as probable nucleolar protein 5-2. Gene Ontology annotation, molecular function: snoRNA binding. Lineage: Eukaryota; Viridiplantae; Streptophyta; Magnoliopsida; Brassicales; Brassicaceae. Gene Ontology annotation, cellular component: small-subunit processome; box C/D methylation guide snoRNP complex. The record is from RefSeq and is a predicted model, not a curated record. Bases 133 to 1746 code for a protein of 537 amino acids. The transcript is spliced from 10 exons.
CAGCUAUAAUAAUACCCUCGUAAAACCCUAAGUGAUUGUCCGUCUCCAUCUUCUUCUUCUCCCUCUUUCUCUCUGUCUGCAGCAGCUUCGAGUUACAUACAACUAAGAUAGAGACGUGAGAUAUUUGUGAAGAUGAUCUUACUAGUUGAGACACCGGCGGGUUUUGGACUCUUUAAAGUUAAAGAUGUUGGAAAGCUCUCCAACGUUGAGGAUUUGGGUAAAGAGUUUGACACUCCAGACUCAGCACGAAAGAUGGUUAAGCUAUUAGCUUUCGACAAGUUUGACAACACAUCUGAAGCUCUCGAAGCAGUUGCUAAGUUGCUGGAGGGAACGCCAAGCAAAGGUCUGCGCAAGUUUUUGAAAGCUAAUUGUGAAGGUGAAACCUUGGCUGUCGCGGAUUCAAAGCUUGGAAAUGUGAUCAAGGAGAAACUGAAAAUCGAGUGUGUUCACAACAAUGCUGUAAUGGAGCUUCUACGAGGUGUUAGAAGUCAGUUCACAGAACUCAUAUCUGGUUUGGGUGAUCAAGACAUGGCUCCUAUGAGAUUGGGGUUGUCUCACAGCCUUGCCAGAUAUAAGCUAAAGUUUAGUUCUGACAAGGUGGAUACCAUGAUUAUCCAAGCUAUCGGUUUGCUCGAUGAUCUUGACAAAGAACUAAACACAUACGCUAUGAGGGUUAGAGAGUGGUACGGAUGGCAUUUUCCUGAGCUUGCUAAGAUCAUAUCAGAUAAUAUCCUAUAUGCCAAAUCUGUUAAAUUGAUGGGAAACCGGAUUAAUGCUGCUAAACUUGACUUCUCUGAGAUCCUAGCUGAGGAAAUUGAGGCAGAUCUGAAGGAAGCAUCUGUGAUAUCAAUGGGAACAGAAGUCAGUGACCUUGACUUGUUGCACAUUCGGGAACUUUGUGACCAGGUUCUUUCUCUUGCUGAGUACAGAGCUCAGCUUUACGAUUACCUGAAGAGCAGAAUGAACACUGUCGCUCCCAAUCUGACUGCCCUGGUUGGAGAACUUGUUGGUGCACGUCUAAUUUCUCAUGGAGGUAGUUUAUUAAACCUCUCCAAGCAACCUGGAAGCACUGUUCAGAUUCUCGGAGCCGAGAAAGCUCUCUUUAGAGCUCUUAAGACCAAGCAUGCCACACCCAAGUACGGUUUGAUCUACCAUGCAUCCGUUGUUGGUCAAGCAGCACCAAAGCACAAGGGAAAGAUCUCGCGGUCCUUAGCUGCUAAGUCUGCUCUUGCUAUUAGGGUUGAUGCUCUUGGUGAUGGCCAAGAUAACACAAUGGGACUUGAAAACCGAGCUAAGCUUGAAGCAAGGUUGAGAAAUCUUGAAGGAAAAGAUUUAGGUCGUCUGUCUGGUUCAGCUAAAGGCAAACCUAAGAUUGAAGUUUAUGACAAGGAUAAGAAAAAGGGAUCUGGUGGUCUUAUCACUCCUGCUAAGACGUACAAUGCUGCUGCAGAUUCUCUUCUUGGGCAAACACCAGCUAAAUCUGAGGACGGUGAGGAGUCUUCGAAGAAGAAAGAUAAGAAAAAGAAGAAGAAGAAGGUGGAAGAAGAAGAAGAGGAACCAGAAAAGGAGGAACCAUCAAAGAAAAAGAAGAAGAAGAAAGCUGAAGCAGAAACUGAAGACGUAGUAGAGGUUGCAAAAGAGGAGAAGAAGAAUAAGAAGAAGAGAAAGCAUGAGGAAGAAGAAACGACUGAAACACCAGCCAAGAAGAAAGAUAAGAAAGAGAAGAAAAAGAAGAGUAAGGACUGAGAGAGAUUUAUCUCGAGUGUAUGAUUUUGUGAGAUCUCAUUAUUAUCUAGAGGAAUUAGCUGUUAAGGUGUUUACUUAUCUGUCUGAAAUCAUCAUUUUGAAUGAUGAAUUCAUAUUUAAAUCCUUUACCCUCAGACUUUAUAUUUUGUUCUCUAGUCUUCUAGAUGAUUAAUUCUG